GUUGCUGAAGAAAAAAUUUGCAAGUGAAGUCGGACGUUUUAGUUUUAGAAAAGUUUUUCAAAGUUAAAAUGUCAAGGCAACCUAAUUUACUACCCGAAGGAUUUCCCGAUCCAGACGCCGUCUUUGCAUCUUGGUAUCCGAUUAUCAUCGCUAUUGUAUGUGGUGUCGUUUAUGCCAUAAGACAAUAUUUACGAGGACCAAAAUGUCAGGGUACGGCUGAUUUGAAAGGUAAAACAGCCAUUGUUACUGGUGCUAACUGUGGAAUAGGCAGACCUAUAGCAUUGGAUCUGGCUUGUAAAGGAGCUCGAGUUAUAAUAGCUUGUAGAAAUUUAACAGCAGGAGAAGAGGCUUUGGCCAGCAUUAAAAAGGAAAGUAGAAACGAGAAUAUUGUGUUAAUGAAGUUAAAUUUAGCAUCUUUUGUGUCCAUCAGAGAAUUUGUGAAAGAGUUCAAAGAAAAGGAAUCACGACUAGAUCUGCUGGUCAACAACGCUGGUGUUAUGAUGAUGCCAUUUAUGGAAACUGAAGAAAAUUUUGAAAUGCAAUUUGGAGUGAAUUAUCUAGGAACUUUCCUGUUGACAGAGUUAUUAUUAGAUGUGUUGGUGAAGACAGAGGGCGCUAGAAUAAUUAAUACGACAGCUGCUGCGUAUAAUCUGGGAGAAGUAAAUUAUGACGAUAUCAACCUAGUUAAAGAUUAUUCCCCGGGGAAAGCAUAUGCACAGAGUAAAUUUGCUCUUACGUUAUAUUCUGUGCACCUAGCAGAAAGACUGAAAGAUUCGGAUGUUAAUGUUUAUGUUGUGAAUCCUGGGAUUGUUAAUUCUAACGCUCAUCGUCACAUGCCGUUCCGAACAAACUCUUUCCUCUCAUUUGCAUUUUAUCUACCGAUGUAUUUUUUGAUGAAACUACCGGAGGAUGGAGCUCAAACCGCUAUAUUUUGUACGUCUGCUGAAUCGGUUGCCAAGGAUACAGGAAAAUUGUAUAAAGAUUUAGCCGAAUGUAAAUUAGAAGAUUCUGUGUGUAAUCUGGAAGCUGGAGAGAAGCUAUAUAAACAAUCUCUCAUCUGGACGAACAUGAAACAACAGAAGAAGAUCAUCCUUGAAACAGAAUUAUAAACAUUUUACACAGUUGAUAAUACACUUUCAAUAUUUUAUGUAAUAACAAACCCUAAAUGUCCAUUUCUUGGUGAAACUUUAUUGGUCAACAUUUUUAUUCUAUUAAAUCAAAUUCCAUUGCCAAAUUGUAAUGUUUACGCUAUAAAAAAUGUCUUCAGUCAUUAUUUCAUCAUCAAAAUUAUCGAAUUCAAGAUUUUUGAAUUUGAGCAACAAUUCUUUAAUAUGUAAAUGAUGAAAUUUUUGGCUGUUAUAGACUAAGUUUUUGUAAAAUAUUUUUGUUACUUUGUUGAUAAGACAGAGGUGAUGAUAAUGCUAGGUUCCCACUAUCACGCUUCGUGCUGUGAUUGAAAUCGUGGUUUUAAUUCUCGAGUAACUGUGUUGAUUCUCUCAUGUCUUAUCAUAUAUCAGUUGUAGCAAUCGUGUUGAUCAUAUCUACAAAUAGCAGAUCGUGGACUAGCGGAAACCUAGCGUAACUCAAAGGUGAUAUUUGUCUCAAUAUAACUUACAUAAACUAUAAAUUAUGGUGGUUUUUAUUUAGUUUUAUAACCAUAUUGCCUCUGUUGUGUUCAGAGAUUAUAUUGUAAAUACUGAAGUAAAUAUAGAUAUUGUUGAAUAUUGUAGAUUCCAUUACUCUAUAGAUAUUGUAGAAUAUUAUAGAGUUGUUCUCGAUGUACGUUUAGUCUUCCAGAAUAGUUAUAUAUAGACUGUCACAUGAUACCAUAUAAAAAGGAUGCUUAAUUCAGCCUUUAUUAUUAAAAACAAAAAUUUAUAUAGAAAAGGAAAUUGUUUCUCUUCUGCUGCUAUGCGUGUAUACAUGUAUAAUCUUUAAGUGGCAUUUAUUUUCUGUUAUGGGUAUAUACUUUUAAUUAUUAGUAUGAUAGUCACACAUUUAGUCAUUUAUUUCAAGCAAUUUAGUCACUGAUAUCAAAAUUAUUUAAAAUACCACUAGAAGGUCAACUAGACCUCAAAUUUAAAUUUGAUGUCCCAGGAGGAAUUAGAACUUUAACUGGUAUAGUCUACUUUUUGCUAUGGCUUGGAAAAUCAAAGGUGAACAAGACCACAAAUUGGAUUUUGUUGUCCCAGAGGAAUUAGAAUUUCAACUGGUUUCGUUAACUGGUACAGCCUACUUUUUGCUAUGGCUUGAAAAAUCAAAUAUUUAUUUGAUUUAGAUGAAACAUAAAAUCUCUUAGAUUAUUUUACUGCCCAAAUAUUGUUUGAAUUAGAAUAAAUAGAUUUGAAUUAGAAUUAAUGCUGUUACUUUAUUGAGAUUUUUUUUAUACAAAUAUAUUUUUCUUUUGAUAUUUUCUGCUUUUGCAUUUGUAAAUAUUGUUUCUUUCUUUUUUUUUGAUACUGCAUUUAUGCUAAUCAUUCCAUGGUCUUGGGGCAUUCUUGAAUAAACCUACUUAAUGUACACUAUGCUUUAUAGAUUUUGAACGUGUAAAAAAACAUACAAUUAGCCUUAAUUUUAAAACUAAACUACCCAUGCAGGCCCUUCCGAACGAAAUUUGUAUGGGGUUGGGAGGGGAGCUGCAGGGAAAAAAUUUCUAAAGGCUUUUCCUAGGGAUAAUUAUUAACUAAGGAAGCCAUAUUUGCAAAUUAAUCUGGUGGUGCUUCCCAGAUUAUGACAGGCCUGUCGUGUAAUUAUUGGGGUGGUGCUCCCCCGAUUCUGACAGGCCUACCAUGUAAUUACAAAUCCCUGCAUUCUUUCUUUUCAUACUUAAUUUUAAAACUAAACUACCCAUGCAGGCCCUUCCAAACGAAAUUUGUAUGGGGUUGGGAGGGGAGCUGCAGGGAAAAAAUUUCUAAAGGCUUUUCCUAGGGAUAAUUAUUAACUAAGGAAGCCAUAUUUGAAAAUUAAUCUGGUGGUGCUUCCCAGAUUAUGACAGGCCUGUCGUGUAAUUAUUGGGGUGGUGCUCCCCCGAUUCUGACAGGCCUACCAUGUAAUUACAAAUCCCUGCAUUCUUUCUUUUCAUACUUAAAUUUAAGAUAAAUACGUGUAUUAUUGUUUUGUAAAAUCCUGAAUUUUAAAUUGAUACACUCCAUAUACAUGUCACCUGAAAAUUGAACAGGUAUAUUGUAGAAUUUCUGUCUCAAAAAGAUUCAGAAAUAAAUAUAGCAAUAAUAUCUGUAACUCCAAAUCAUAUUCCGGGGUAUAAGUUUGAUAUGGCGAUGACAUGAUAACACUGAUAUUUCUAAAUAGACUAGAUGGAGUCUAUAGAUCGAGUGAACAUUUAAGAAAAAGAUGACAACAUACUGAUCCUUUCCAGGGGGUUGGAUGGCUGAAUGGUUAGCGUGCGCGCGCUGUAUCAUAAAGUCUGUCAUUGAGUCGACUGGCGUGGUUUCGAAUCCCCGGUUUUACGUGACAAGGAGAAGGGUCGCCUGUCCAACCUCGUGGGUUUUCUCCGGGUCCUCCGGUUUCCUCCCACUGCUAAAGACCCCUACACGCAAGCGAAUUAUGUAAAUAAAAUUAAACCGUAUGUUAAUCCCGAAAUGACCUAGUUUGUGUCGAGUGGACGUUAAACCCCAUUUCUCUCUCUCUCUAUUGGUAAUUUAUAUGACAGCCACCUAAUGAAUCACUCCAUUCCCUGUCCAGUUUAUGGCCUUAUUUAUUAUUAUUAUUAUAUGUGUAUUGUAAUGUAUAUGUUUGUUGGUUGUGGGUAAUAUACAGAAAAAAACUCUGAUUGUUGAAUUUAUCAGUAUGUAAUUUAAAGCAGUUAUCCCAGAUAAAUUUACUAUAUUUGAUUUACUAAAUCAUCCGGCCAGAUGUGAAAGCUAUGAUGAUGGUAAGAGAGUGUCUCAAUUCAACAGUAGAAUUAGGAAGAGGAGUGUUACAUAAGCUAAGCCUGUUCCUCAAUCUCAUUCAGAUAUCUGAAUAUAAAAUAUUCUAAAAAAAAAACAAACAGUAGAAAUAAGUGAAGUUAUCCAAUUAAGCCUAUCUAGCUAAGGCUUGCAAAUGACCUAGUAUUUUAUGAUAGACAGGCUAUUUGGGUUUUUCACAUACAUUUUGUCUUGAAUUUGCACACGUAAAGGGUUCCCUGUGAAAUCUGGGACUGCAUCUUUAAAACUUGGGACCCUGCCUUUAAAACCUGGGACACUGCCUUUAUAAAACAUAAUAUUAUUGAUUGCAAGAUUUUAUGAAUGAAUGAUUUAUCAAUACUAUAACUAUAUAUCUUGAGUUGUGAUACAAGAACUGAGGUUAUUGUAGAAUCUAAAAAUAUUUGUAGAAUUGUUUUUAUUUCAUGUAGAUAGAUCGUAAUAAUGACUACGCAAUUUAAAUUAGAAUAUUUAUAGUAGCUAAGAAAAAUGGAAGGUUGUGUUGAUUAUUUUUAUUUUCAAAUGUAUUAUAUAUACAUGAUGUAUCUUAGAAUGAAUUAUGAAAAAUCUGAAUAAUUUGUGUGAGAUUAAGAGUUUGAUUGGCCUCUUUUAUCAGAAUCAUAUAAUUAUCUCAGAUUAAUAAUAAUAAAAACUUAGAUAAUUCACUCCUUUUAUUAGAAUUAUAUAAUUUACUUCAGAUUAUUAUAGUAAAUUAUGAGUAAUUUGAAUAAUUUGUGUGACAAUAGAAUGUAGACUGCCUACUUUUAUCAAACUCAUGAUUUACUUGAGAUUACUAUCGUAGUCCUUUUAUCAAAAUCGUAUGAUUUAGUUGAGAUUAAUAUCAUAGUACUUUUAGUUUUAUAAAAAAAAAUUCAGAUAAUUUCAUUGAUCAUCUGUUUGAUGAAAAUGUUCAUUUAAUUGAAUUGUCUUUUUGAUAAAAUAAUUUUAUUUGA
Molecule: messenger RNA, 4876 nt
Organism: Patella vulgata (common limpet)
Lineage: Eukaryota; Metazoa; Mollusca; Gastropoda; Patellidae
Product: retinol dehydrogenase 12
Exons: 7
Coding region: 69-1109 (346 amino acids)
Molecular function (GO): oxidoreductase activity
Source: RefSeq, a predicted model, not a curated record